Messenger RNA from Daldinia caldariorum, 1156 nucleotides. RefSeq names its product putative aflatoxin biosynthesis ketoreductase nor-1. Lineage: Eukaryota; Fungi; Ascomycota; Sordariomycetes; Xylariales; Hypoxylaceae. The record is from RefSeq and is a predicted model, not a curated record. Bases 160 to 900 code for a protein of 246 amino acids. The transcript has a single exon.
UAGGGGGUAUCCAACAAAAUUACCUCCUUUACCUCCUGACCUCACGUUUCCGCCCAGUCUUCCUUCAUCUUACCUGUCUCUUCCUCGCCUUAUCUCCACAUUCUUCUUCGUAUUCGUAGUCACGUCACGUCACGUCACAUCAGACCUCUCAUCAUCAUCAUGUCCACUAUCCUAAUCACCGGCGCUAACCAAGGAGUUGGGCGUGCCCUUGUCGAGGCCUAUCUCUCAUGCCCCAACAAGACGGUUAUCGGUGCCGUCCGCAAUCCUGAGACCACCACGCUUAAGAGUAUCAAGCCGGCUGAGGGUAGCAGGCUCCUGGUCGUCAAGAUCGAGGCUACAUCCGAGACGGACCCGGCCAAAGCCGUUGAGGAAAUCAAGGCAGCCGGUAUUGAUUCCCUCGACGUCGCCAUUGCCGUAGCCGGUAUCAAUCCGUCCAGUGCUUUUGCCGAGGUCAAAGACAUAGACGUCGAUGCCUUGCGUAACAUCUUUGACGUCAACACCUUCUCUUUCGUGCGCCUUUUCAAAGCCGUGCAUCCGCUGCUCAAAGCAUCUACCGCCUCUCCAAAAUUGCUAGCUAUCAGCUCCAACGCUAGCCAGAUCGUCGAGAUGGAGCCUACUAUCCCCGUCAGAGUCGGCGCCUACGGUGCCAGCAAGACAGCUCUCAACUACCUCGUCCGACGUGCCCACUUCGAAAACCCCUGGCUGACCGCCUGGGUCAUGAAUCCGGGUUUCGUUCAGUCAGUCACCGGAAACGCCCACGCCAGGCUCUGGGGUAUGGAGAAGGCGCCCCAUUCCCUGGACGAUGUCGUCCCGGCUAUAGUGGGAAAAAUUGAAAGUGCCACACGGGCUGAGACGUCGGGGAACUUUUAUAACUUCGACGGCACUCCCUUGGCCUAUUGAGAUAAGGCAUCCGGAAGCCUACCUCCUAUAGCUGGAUAUCGGAAGAUCAUGCACGGCGUAGCGUAGUAGUUAAAGAACGUAGUUGAAGAGCCAAGUUGGAUUAGUUAGGGGUUUCUAGCUACCUACCUCCAAGGUACCUAACAUUAGGUGCACAACUGAAUCGAUACAAGCCGGGUCAAGUAUAUUGGACUCCGCGUCUUGAUGAACUGACCGCAUUAAUUUAGUAUCAUCGACAUUGCUUCCACUAUAUUCUUUU